Molecule: messenger RNA, 861 nt
Organism: Manihot esculenta (cassava)
Lineage: Eukaryota; Viridiplantae; Streptophyta; Magnoliopsida; Malpighiales; Euphorbiaceae
Product: heavy metal-associated isoprenylated plant protein 28
Exons: 3
Coding region: 2-568 (188 amino acids)
Molecular function (GO): metal ion binding
Source: RefSeq, a predicted model, not a curated record
AAUGCUCCUCUAUUAUCUCUAUAUAAAGCCUCCUUUCUUCUCACAUUGUUCUUCAUCACACCCUCUUAAACUCGAAGAAACCAAAACCCUCGUGAGUGUUCUCAAGCUAUAUCCCAAGAUGACGAUCAUAGAAAUGAGAGUUCAUAUGGACUGCGCUGGCUGUGAAACCAAGAUUAAGAAGGCUCUUCAGAAACUAGAUGGAGUGGAUGACAUAGAUAUAAACAUGGCCAUGCAAAAGGUGACAGUGAUGGGUUGGGCAGACCAGAAGAAGAUUCUUAAAGCAGUGAGGAAGACAGGAAGAAGAGCUGAGCUAUGGCCAUAUCCUUAUAAUCCUGAAUACUAUAAUUUCAAUCAGCAGUACUAUUAUCAGCAGCAACAAGGAACUCAACCUGCUGAAGCAAUCACCUAUUAUGCACCUCAGUACUCCACCUCCUCCUACAACUAUCGCAAGCACGGCUACAGUAACGAGGACUAUGGCUAUUAUCAAAAGCCACCUUAUUCAGUUGUUGACGAACAGACAAGUGCCUUGUUCAGUGAUGAAAAUCCCCAUGCUUGCUCCAUAAUGUAAUAUGAUCGAAGGUGGUGUUUUCAGUGGAAUUUCAAAGGCAUAGACCCUUGUAUGUAUAGCUAAGAUAGAAAAAGCAAGAGUUUUUGUGAAUCUAAUGUAUGUAAUCGUGACAUUUUCUUUGAAAGAUUCGGGUUAGGCCAGCCGUUCAAAAAUAUAUAUAUUGUAAUUUAUGAAAAUUCAUUGGGUUUCAAAAAUUGAAAAAUCAUCCUAUGUAAUAAUCAAUUUACAAAGGCAUUAUGAUCUUUUUUCUGUAUAAUUAUAAGCAAAAAGAAUCAAAUUAAUGUUAUGAGAAA